GCUCCCCGGAGGGGCGGGUGGGGAGCUGCCGCUGUCUCUCCCAGCCCUGCUGGGCUGGAGAUGUGGUGUCGGGGGUCGCCGGCCCCGAGUGAGUGGUGGAAGCCGGUCUUCCGCUCCUGGGGACCCGCCGCUUGGGGCGGGCGGAUCGCCCCGAGGUACCGGUGGUCGCCUGACGACUACUGCCGCUUUCCGUUGCCUGGGGCGGCCUCCGCUGGCGGCUGCAGAGCGGGGAAGAAACUGUUCAGUAGGACAGAUUUAGCAUGCCACACUUAGCACCACACUUUCAGAAAUGGGCUUUUCACAGCCCUCUCUGAAAACCGCUGGUUGCUCUUGAGCGCUGUUGGUAGAACUAGCCUGCCGCUGCUGUGUGAGGAGUGCUUCCCAGCCUUUUUCCAGCCUGUGGUGUGGAGCCAGCAGGCUAGCUUGUAUCACCUACCUGCUGUUAAUUUUUGGGAGCAACUCAUGGGCAUCCAGGAGGCCUUGGACUGUUGUCUGAAGAAUCUGCCGUGUGUGGUUUCUGGAAAAAUGUCUGGAACCGAUGAUUUUUCGCUGGCAGAUGCUUUACCAGAUCAAUCUCCUGCUAAAACCUCCAAAGUGAGCAGUACAAAACCUGGUCAGCAACCUGGUCAGCCACCACAGGGUUGGCCAGCUUCAAAUCCCUGGAAUAACCCAAGCGCUCCCCCUAUGGCACCAACUGGACUGCCACCAAAUACGUCCGCUUCCACUAUGCCAUUUGGACCUCCACCAACAGGAAUGUAUCCUUCAAUGCCCCCUGGACCGCCUGCUCCAUUUCCUCCUCCUCCUGGUGGUCCAUAUCCACCCCCAACUGUGCCAGGUCCUGUCCCACCAGGGCAAUAUCCUCCACCAAAUAUGCCCUUUCCAGAGCUUCCAAGACCUUAUGGUGGUCCAACAGAGCCAGCUGCACCUCCUGCUCCUGUUGGGCCAUGGGGAUCCAUGCCCUCUGGAGCAUGGGGACCAACAAUAGGAGGGCAGUAUCCUGCACCUAGCAUGCCAUAUCCACCCCCAGGGCCAUAUUCCGCUCCUACCCAGACUCCAGGGGCUGCGCCAACAGUACCAUGGGGUACGGUCCCACCUGGAACAUGGGGACCUUCACCGCCAGGUCCAUUUCCUCCACCCACAGGAUUAUAUCCAGCUCCAGGACUGUAUCCUACGCCCCCUAAUCCUUUUCAAGUGCCAUCUGGUCCUGCUGGUGCUCCAUCAAUGCCUAGUGGUCCUCAUCCUUACCGUUGAAUACAUUCUGGGCAACAAAAUACUGUAGUUUUCCCACCUUCAUCCACUACUUAUAGAGAUUUUUACAGUUUUUGUUUCAGUAAUGUUGGGGGCUAUGAAGAAUACUUGCCUCUUGUAUGUGCAUUUGAGGUAUGAAGGAGCAGUUUGCAUAAAUCUUCUUUGCUCAUAUGCUGGUAUAUGGUUUGGUUUAAUAAAGUGAAUUACAAAGAGCAGAAAU
Messenger RNA from Pezoporus flaviventris, 1468 nucleotides. It is a transcript of the gene MAPK1IP1L, whose product is annotated as mitogen-activated protein kinase 1 interacting protein 1 like. The record is from RefSeq and is a predicted model, not a curated record. NCBI's taxonomy places the organism in Eukaryota, Metazoa, Chordata, Aves, Psittaciformes, Psittacidae. Bases 463 to 1251 code for a protein of 262 amino acids. The transcript is spliced from 5 exons.